Bursaphelenchus xylophilus (pine wood nematode) is the source of this 2836-nucleotide messenger RNA. NCBI's taxonomy places the organism in Eukaryota, Metazoa, Nematoda, Chromadorea, Rhabditida, Aphelenchoididae. The record is from the annotation of a GenBank genome assembly.
AUGUUGCGGUUGGCCGCAAAGGAGUCCAUAAAAUGUCGAGUUGGCUCCAUACGUGAAGCUUCGCAAUCAGCAGCGGAAGGUGUGAAGAAAAGUGGUGGAGUUGGUAAAAAGCUGUUCGCCUUGACUGCGGUUGGUACUGGGGUUGUCGGAGGAACCUUGGGAUACGCCUACGUUGAUACCGAGUUCCGGAAAACUGUUGAAGAUACAAUCCCACAGUCCAAACAAUUGUUUGAUGCCACAAUUGGGCCUCCAACGUGAGUUUUAUUGCUUUAAUUGUUAGGUAUUGUUGAAAGUUUAGACGGAAUGCUUUUGUAAGCACCCCAAUUGUUGAGAAAUUGGGACAUUCUGUUUCCGAAGUGAAGCAGAAGGUCUCCGAGAUGGCUCACAAAGUUGUCCCCGAGAAGAAGGAGCUUCCACCACCGAAGCCAAGACCAGAGAUUGUACCGGUUGACGUCCAUAAGCCGGUUCUUCCCCCGUCAACUAAGAAACCAACUUCUGAGGAGACCGUCAGAGCUACCAAAGGUGAGAGAUGGUCUUGACUUGCCGCUUUUUGUACUGACGGAUUAAUGACGUUUAAAUUAUAUUUUUUUUGUUUUAGAAAUUGAAAAGAAUGUUAUCUCUGCGCUGGAAAAGACCCAGAAGGUUGUAAAAGACGCCACGGAUGCGAAGAUCAAGACAAUUGAAGCCGUCACCAACCAUGCUAAAGCAAUUAAAGAAGCUGUUGAUGCGGGAUCAAAUGCAAAUUGGGAUAAGGUCCGAGAAGCCUUGGCCUACGCUGAGAACUUGGCCAACAAGGAUUUGGAGUUGGAAGCCAAGAGUCGAAAUGCUCUUGAUGGUUUGAAAAAGGUAGGAUUUUAUACAUUUGUUAUUGUUUUAGACCUCCGUAAACCCGAAGGUGAACUUUAAGAGAAUAAACCGCGAAUUUCAGGUUAUCUCUUCUGGAAAGCAUGACGCCGCGGCUGCUAGUGCUCCAAUCUUGGUGAACGCUCGUGAUACCGCCGACAAGCUCUCCUAUCAGAUUGAUGAGUUGAAUCAGAUGAUCCAGAAUGCCCGCAAUGAAAGCAGGGUGUUCAAUCAGUACAAGGACUUGAUUGAUAAGAGUCGUCAACGAUUCGCUGAGGAAUUGAAGGCUGUCGUUCCAAAUGUUGACAUUCAUGCCAAGCAAAAGAAGCUGACUGAAGAGGAAUUGAAUGCUUUGAUUGCCCACGCCCAUUUAAAGGUGGAUCAAUUGAAAAGACAGUUAACGGAACAGCAGGUUCGUAUUUUACUUGAUUUUUACAAUGGCGGAAAUGAUGUAUUCGUUUGUCGGGGUUAUUGUAAUUCGAAUUUCUGGGAAGUAUUAUCGCCCUUUUUCAGCUCCUUGAAGAAAAAAACAUCGCCAAAGCCCUGGAGGAACAAAGAAAGUCUGACGCGAAUCUGUCUAAGGCUCAGCUCGAAUUGGAAUUGACCCGGGUCCAAGCCAUCAGUAAUGUGGAAUUGGAGAAGAAAUUGAGAGAUGAGAAGAGUAAUUGGGAGAAACAGCUCGAGGAGAGACUUCAGAGGGCUGCUGCUGCUCAUGCUGACAAUCUCGAACAGGUCAUCCGCACCCAGAAACAACUCCAUGAUAUUGAGAAUGCUCAGGCUGUGGAUGUAAGUAGCCAGUGUUGCAAAUUUGCUCCGGUUGCCCAAUGAGUUGAAAUGUCAAUCAAAUUUUUUAAAUGGCUAGCCAAAGUCUCAGAAUAGCUGUAAAGCCUCGAAAAAAACUAACCAAUAUGUUAGAAUGGGGAAGAGUAGGAAAAAAAGAAUUCUGUCCCAAAUGAAAGGUUUCGAGUUACUGGAUUUAAAAACGAUGGGAUUUUUUUACAUUGAUUAUGUUUUUUAUUUAUUAUGACUCUUUCUUCAGGAAGCAGUCGAAAAGGAACGCCGGCUCCAUCAAAAACAAGUGGAAUUGGCCUUGGAGAAGCUUCGAGGAAUCGAGACAGCCCUUGAAAGUCGAGUUGCAUUGGACGCUGAGAACAGGAGAUCGAAACAAUUCUGGCUGGCCUGUCAGAAUCUCCAUGAAUCCAUUGCGUUUGGCCAAAAGUCUGGAGAAACUGUCGAUGCUAGAAGAAAACCACUGGAAAAGGAGGUAACGUAUAUUGUAGUAGUUGAAUAUAUGAUUGGGAUACCUAGUAGACCUGCAUGUGUUGUAGUAAGUAUAUCUAAGAUACUGUUGUCUUUUCGGAUACCGUAAUGUACUUGAUAUGUGAUGAUUAAGUUGUUUAGGGUACCUGAUUAUGUUACAUAUGGGAUUCAAUGUUAUCUCCUAUUUUCUUGCUAAUGUUUUUAUCGUUUAGCUCUCCGUGAUUGGCAAAGCUUGUGAAAACGAUGAGUUUGUGAAGACGCUCAUUACCAUCUUCCCCUCCGAAAGUCUCCAAAAAGGCGUUUACACUGAAGCGGAUCUAAAACUUCGAUUUAAACAAGUAAGCCCCGAUUGUAACGUCAUCAUAUUAACUUGCAGGUAUAUAAAAUCGGAUUUCGACUUGCCAGCAUUGAUGAGAACGGAGGAUCCCUGGCCAAGUACAUUUCUUCUUGGAUCCAAUCCCUCUUUAUCGUGGAUUUCCCCCGAAGAUUUUCACCUGAAGAUCCCCUUGACUUGAAGACCUUGGAUAAUCGGGAAGUUCUGGCCAGAGUCAACUUCUUUGUUCAACAGAAUGACUUAUUGUCUGCUGUUAGAGUAGCACAACUUCUGGAAGGCCCCGCCGCUCGAGUCGCUCAAGAUUGGAUUCAGGACACCCGUCAGCAUUUAGAGGUGAAAUUCUUGGCGGAUCUUCUUUUGUCCCACGCAGCAGUGUCAAGUAUCAGGUCUGUGUAUUAG